UCGGGUCAACGUACAAGAUGGCUCCGAAAAAGCAUGGUUUCGGAAAAAGAAAACGAAAAUCACAACGAAGUGGAACAAAUGGCGUGAAAAAAGGCAAAUACGCCAAAAGCAUCAACCCGCUUUCAACAGAAAAACCCGAAAAAUCGGUUAUAGAGACAGAAGACUAUCCCAGUCAGUCAGAUGAUAGUUCUUCAGAAGAGGAAGUUAACCCAUACCAAGAAUUAGUGUCAUCUUUAAAACAGCAUUCAGAUAGUGAUAAAAGUGAGAAUGAAAGUGAUAGUGAUGACUUGGAAGACAGCAAUGAUGAUGUAGAUAAUAAUAGUGAAGAUGAGGAUAGCAUUGAAGGCAGCAAUGACAAUAUUGAUGAAGAGGAUGGUAAGAAGAACAGAAAGACACCAAACAAAUUAGAUGAUUCUGAACAUGCCGUGUCGGAGAAUGAAUCAGACAACUCUGAGACAUCUGACAAGUUAGAGUUAGAUGAUAGCGAGGAAGAAAUAGAUGAAUCAGAGACAGAACAAGAUGAUGACGAUUUAGAUGCAAAAAAUUUAGAUCCAUUUCUGGAGCAUUUUGAAAAGGAGAUAUCUGAAGAGGAUGUGACCAAGUUGGGCCAAUCACAGUGGACAAAAUCAGAAAUGAAAAUUGCACACCUAGGUAAAUAUACAGUCAGAACCAUUAAAGGACAACCACAGAAACCAGACAACUCUACUGACCUAAAGAAAAUGCAUGUAAAACAAAGUUUAUGCAAUGAGGUCAACACAACUAACAUUAAACACUGUUCAGACAAAGGAGAUUUAAGCCCACUACAGCUAAUGGUAUUUAAAAUUCUUAACCAAUAUCAGGACUUGUAUUACCCAUGUAGAACACAGGAAACAGGAGAGCAUCUCAGACUGGUUUAUUGUUUACAUGCAUUGAAUCAUGUACUGAAAAACAGAAAGCGUGUCAUUUCACACAAUACCAAGAUGAAAAUUCCAGGCAAUGAAGACAAGGAUUACAGAGAUCAGGGACUAGCCCGACCUAAAGUGUUGAUAGUAAUACCAUUCAGGGAAGCAGCCUUACGUAUUGUUGAUAUUAUGAUUAGUCUACUGAAAUCUGACGAAAAGAGCAUGGUGAGUAACAAAAAGAGAUUUUACACAGAAUAUAAAUUGGAUAAUACAGACCAGAGAAGAGGAGUUAAACCUGAGGACUACGAGUCAAUCUUUACAGGAAAUACUGAUGAUCAUUUUCGGAUUGGAUUGGGUGUGGCUAAAAAGACAUUAAAAUUAUACACCAAUUUCUAUGCUUCUGAUAUAAUAUUAGCAUCACCAUUGGGUCUAAGGACUAUUAUUGGAUCUGAAGGAGACAAGGAGAGAGACUAUGAUUUUCUGAGUUCAAUAGAGAUGUUGAUAUUUGACCAAGCAGACAUUUUAAUGAUGCAGAACUGGGAUCAUAUUAUUCAUUUGAUGAAACAUUUUCACUUACAACCAAAAGAAUCUCAUGGAACAGAUUUCUCAAGAGUUAGGAUGUGGACAUUAAAUGGUUGGAGUAAAUAUUACAGACAGAAUAUUGUACUGAGUUCAGUUAGUGAUCCACAGCUUCUAUCAUUGUUUAACAAACAUUGCUGCAAUUACAAUGGUAAAAUAACUUUACACAGACCAGAAACAAAGGGAUCCAUAUCACAAGUAGUGGUCCAGCUACCUCAGGUUUAUCACAAGUUGAGUUGCAGUAGCUACAGUCAGUUAGCAGAUGACAGAUUUAAUUUCUUUAUUCAAAAAAUUUUACCAACACACAAAGACCCAGUGUUAGCACAGACAUUAAUAUAUGUUCCAUCUUACUUUGACUUUGUUAGAUUGAGGAAUUACUUUGUCAGAGAAGAUUUAAGCUUUGUUUAUAUUAGCGAAUAUACUAAAGAUAAAACUCUGUCAAGAUCUAGGAACCAGUUUUUCCAUGGAAAUGCUCAUUUUAUGUUGUAUACAGAAAGAGUUCAUUUUUAUAGAAGAUUUAAGGUUCGAGGAAUUAAACACAUUAUAUUCUAUGAGUUGCCAUUGUUUCCACAUUUCUACAGUGAACUAUGUAAUAUGUUGAUAGAGAACAGACAGGAGAAUUCAUCAUGUGCUGUUAUGUAUUCACAAUAUGAUGUACAAAAAUUGACAGAAAUUGUGGGAUCUGAUAGAGCGUCACACAUGAUUACAUCAUCUAAACACAUUCAUAUGUUUGUAACAGGGGAAUAAAAGCUGAUAACAUUUUA
Molecule: messenger RNA, 2224 nt
Organism: Mytilus californianus (California mussel)
Lineage: Eukaryota; Metazoa; Mollusca; Bivalvia; Mytilida; Mytilidae
Product: U3 small nucleolar RNA-associated protein 25 homolog
Exons: 21
Coding region: 18-2207 (729 amino acids)
Biological process (GO): maturation of SSU-rRNA from tricistronic rRNA transcript (SSU-rRNA, 5.8S rRNA, LSU-rRNA)
Cellular component (GO): nucleolus; small-subunit processome
Molecular function (GO): U3 snoRNA binding; rRNA binding
Source: RefSeq, a predicted model, not a curated record